UUUAUUUUACAGUUUAACAAUAAUGCUCAGAACGUCAGUUGCUUUAAUCAUCUUGUCCAAGCUAAUGUGAGGAACAAGAAGAAGCUGAAAGAAGCUGUCUAUAAAAUCUCUGCUAAAGGAAUCACAGAUUACAAAAAAGGCUUUAGCUAUGCUUUUGAACAGCUGCUAAAUCACAGUGUCUCUAGAGCUAACUGCAAUAAGAUUAUUAUGUUGUUUACGGAUGGCGGUGAAGAAAGAGCACAAGAAAUUUUCCAUAAAUAUAAUGAAGACAAAAAGGUACGUGUGUUCACAUUUUCUGUUGGUCAACAUAAUUAUGACAAAGGACCCAUACAGUGGAUGGCCUGUGAAAAUAAAGGUUAUUAUUAUGAAAUUCCGUCCAUUGGAGCCAUAAGAAUAAACACCCAGGAAUAUCUGGAUGUUUUGGGAAGACCAAUGGUUUUAGCUGGAGAGAAAGCCAAACAAGUCCAAUGGACAAAUGUCUACCUGGAUGCUCUGGAGCUGGGCCUUGUGAUUACAGGAACUCUACCUGUCUUCAAUCUAACAAAGGAACAAAAUGGGAAAAUAAAUCAGCUGAUUCUUGGAGUAAUGGGGGUUGAUGUUUCUUUGGAGGACAUAAAAAAACUGACACCCCGCUUUACGCUUUGUCCAAAUGGAUAUUAUUUUGCAAUUGAUCCUAAUGGGUAUGUGCUACUUCAUCCAAAUCUCCAACCAAAGCAAAUUGGUGUGGGCAUACCAAAAGUUAAAUUGAGAAAAAGGAGACCCAAUGUACAGAAUCCUAAAUCCCAGGAGCCCGUUACGCUGGAUUUUCUAGAUGCUGAAUUGGAAAAUGAUAUUAAAGUUGAGAUUCGGAAAAAAAUGAUAGAUGGAGAAAGUGGAGAAAAAACAUUUGAAACACUGGUCAAGUCCCAAGAUGAGAGAUAUAUUGAUAAAGGAAACAGAACAUAUACAUGGACUGCUGUGAAUGGCACUGAUUACAGUUUGGCAUUGGUAUUACCAUCAUACAGCUUUUAUUAUAUUAAAGCCAAAAUAGAAGAACCAAUAACUCAAGCCAGAUAUUCAGAAACACUGAAGCUUGAUCAUUUUGAUGAAGCUGGCUAUACGUUUAUAGCACCGAGAGAAUACUGUAAUGAUGUAAAAAAAUCAGAAAACAACACUGAAUUUCUGUUAAAUUUCAAUGAAUUUAUUGACAGAAAUACUCCAAGCAGUCCGUCAUGUAAUACUGAUAUGGUCAUUAGAGUUUUGCUGGAUGCAGGAUUUACAAAUGAACUUGCACAAAAUUAUUGGAGUAAACUGUCUCUUGACGGUGUUGUUGCACAAUUUGUUGUUACGGAUGGUGGGAUUACUAGAGUGUUCCCAAAAAGGGCAGGAGAAGAUUGGUUGGAAAAUGCUGAAACUUAUGAAGUCAGCUUCUAUAAAAGGAGUUUAGAUAAUGACAACUAUAUUUUCACAGCUCCGUACUACAACAAAAGUGGUGCCAAUAGCUAUGAAACAGGUAUUAUGGUAAGCAAGGCUGUGGAAAUAACAAUUAAUGGGAAACUUCUGAAACCAGCAGUUGUUGGAAUAAAAAUUGAUGCAACUAGCUGGAUGGAAAAUUUCACAAAAACCACAAUCAAGAGCCUGUGCAACAGUGAAAUCUGUGGCUGUGAGAGAAACAGUAUGCAUGUGGACUGUGUUAUCCUGGACGAUGGUGGAUUUCUUUUGAUGUCAAAUCGGGAUGAAUAUACACAACAGAUUGGAAGAUUCUUUGGUGAAAUCGAUCCUGGCCUGAUGCGAAACCUGAUUAACAUGUCCUUGUAUGCCUUUAACAAGUCGUAUGACUAUCAAUCAGUCUGCGAUCCCGAAGAAGAACCAAAGCAAGGAGCUGGACUUCGUUCUGCUUAUGUGCCUACGAUAACAGAUAUUUUGCAUCUAGGAUGGUGGGCUUCGGCAGCUGCCUGGUCUAUCUUACAGCAGCUGUUUUUGAGCUUGACUUUUCCACGUUUUCUUGAAGCAGCUGAUAUGGAAGAUGAUGAUUUCAGUGCCGCCCUGCCUAAAACAAGCUGUAUCACUGAGCAAACUCAGUAUUUCUUUGAAAAUGAUGAUAAAUCCUUUGGUGGGAUUGUAGACUGUAUAAACUGCUCCAGACUUUAUCAUGCAGAGAAGAUUUCAAACACCAAUCUAGUAUUCAUUAUUAGUGACAGCCAACUGCUGUGCCGCUCCUGUGACCCAAAGCCACUGAUGCAAGCGGAGAAGCCGGAUGAAGGGCCAAAUCCUUGUGAAAUGGUCAAACAACCUAGGUACAGAAAGGGUCCUGAUGUCUGUUUUGAUGAAGCCAAACAGGAAGAUUCGGCCGACUGCGGUGGUGUCUCUGGUCUGAGUCCAUCACUGUGGUCUAUGGUAGGAAUUCAGUUGGUUCUGCUUUGGCUGUUAUCUGGCAGCAGACACUGCCAGUUAUGACCUUGCUAAACCAAAACCUGCAUAACUUAAUCAAGACCUGGCCAAAACGAUAGCCUCAGUUUCAUUUUAAAAAGGGUCAGCUAUUCAGACAGCAGCAGAACAGCAGUGCUCGUGUCUGGUUAUCACUCAUUGUGAGACUCAUAAAGGCACCCACAGUGGCUGCAUGUUGGAGUGUCAGAUCCUUAAACGUGUGUGAAUGCUGCAUCAUCUAUGCCAUCCAAACAGAAUUCUGUAUGUGCUCCAUUGGGGAAUCUAAGAUUUUUUUUUUUAUUAUUUAUUUGUUUGUUGUUGUAAUCUUGACUUCAUGUAAAAGGGCUCCCCUGAUAAUAGCUUAUGUAUAUGAUUUUCAUUUCUUUUAAGCUUUGGAUAUCUUGAAGAUUUAUAUUCUUUUACAUGAACAGUUAUUUAAAA
Fulmarus glacialis (Northern fulmar) is the source of this 2847-nucleotide messenger RNA. It is a transcript of the gene CACNA2D1, whose product is annotated as calcium channel, voltage-dependent, alpha 2/delta subunit 1. Gene Ontology annotation, molecular function: voltage-gated calcium channel activity. Gene Ontology annotation, cellular component: L-type voltage-gated calcium channel complex. The transcript is spliced from 29 exons. NCBI's taxonomy places the organism in Eukaryota, Metazoa, Chordata, Aves, Procellariiformes, Procellariidae. The record is from RefSeq and is a predicted model, not a curated record. The annotation marks the transcript as partial.